Messenger RNA from Crotalus tigris (Tiger rattlesnake), 2327 nucleotides. RefSeq names its product histidine decarboxylase (gene HDC). Lineage: Eukaryota; Metazoa; Chordata; Lepidosauria; Squamata; Viperidae. The record is from RefSeq and is a predicted model, not a curated record. The transcript has 12 exons. The coding region runs from base 205 to 2145 and encodes 646 amino acids. Gene Ontology annotation, biological process: L-histidine catabolic process; histamine biosynthetic process. Gene Ontology annotation, molecular function: pyridoxal phosphate binding; histidine decarboxylase activity.
CUGAACAAGCUCCAGGAAGAGAAUAACAUCGGGGACGUGUCAUCAGAGGCUGAUUUCCUAAUAAUUUGCUGACGUAAAGUUUGAUAGGCCUGGCAGAUAGAAGAUAUAAAAGGCUGCAGGAUGAAGGCAAUUCAGCUGAGCAAAUAGCUACCUGCGGUCCACGGAUAACUAUUAGAGAAAGAAGCCGUCUUUGCAGGAGACCACAUGGAUCACGAAGAAUACAGAUGGAGAGGGAAGGAGAUGGUGGACUACAUUUGCCAAUACCUCACCAACAUCCGGGAAAGGCGGGUAUAUCCUGAUGUGGAACCAGGUUACAUGAGAGAUCAAUUGCCCGAUGGAGCCCCUUUGGAGCCGGAAAACUGGGACAAUAUCUUCAGAGAUAUAGAGAACAUCAUUAUGCCUGGGGUCGUCCAUUGGCAGAGCCCACAAAUGCACGCCUAUUUCCCAGCUCUGACUUCCUGGCCUUCACUCCUUGGAGACAUGUUAGCAGAUGCUAUUAACUGUUUGGGAUUUACUUGGGCAUCCAGUCCAGCUUGCACAGAACUGGAAAUGAAUGUGAUGGAUUGGUUGGCUCAAAUGAUGGGGCUUCCGGAAACAUUCUUACAUUAUCAUCCUAGCAGCAAAGGUGGUGGCAUCUUGCAGAGCACAGUUAGUGAAUCAACCUUGGUCGCUCUGCUAGCAGCCAGAAAGAAUAAAAUUCUUGAAAUGAAAACAUCGGAGCCAAAUGUAGAUGAUUCCAUUCUGAAUUCUCGCCUCAUCGCAUAUGCUUCUGAUCAGGCUCAUUCCUCUGUUGAAAAGGCAGGAUUGAUUUCCCUCGUGAAAGUCAGGUUUCUGCCGGUUGACGAGAAUUUCGCCUUGAGAGGUGAAACGCUGGGCAAAGCUGUGCAGGAGGACCGAAACCGUGGCUUGGUACCUAUCUUUGUUUGUGCAACUCUUGGAACAACUGGUGUGUGCGCUUUUGACAGCCUUUCAGAACUAGGUCCAAUAUGUGCUAAGGAGAAUCUUUGGCUUCACGUUGAUGCUGCCUAUGCUGGAACAGCCUUUCUGUGUCCAGAAUACAGAUCUUUUCUCACGGGAAUUGAAUAUGCUGAUUCGUUUACCUUCAAUCCUUCCAAAUGGAUGAUGGUUCACUUUGAUUGCACGGCAUUCUGGGUUAAAGAUAAAUUCAAGCUCCAGCAAACUUUCAGUGUCAACCCCCUCUACCUCAGACAUCCCAAUUCUGGAUCAGCAACUGAUUUCAUGCACUGGCAAAUCCCGCUGAGCCGAAGGUUCCGCUCGCUAAAACUUUGGUUUGUGAUUCGCUCGUUCGGUGUGAAAAAGCUUCAGGAGCAUGUCAGACACGGCACUGAAAUGGCCAAAUAUUUUGAAUCACUGCUCAGGAGCGACCCCUUGUUUGAAAUCCCUGCGAAGAGGCAUCUGGGACUAGUUGUUUUUCGUCUAAAGGGCCCCAACUGGAUGACCGAGAAGCUCUUAAAAGACCUGAACAAAUCAGGAAAGCUGUUUGUCAUCCCAGCAUCAGUUCAGGAGAAGUUGAUCAUUCGCUUCUCUGUAACUUCUCAGUUCACCACUCGAGAGGAUAUUCAACAAGACUGGGCUUUCAUCCAACGGACUGCAGUGAAUGUCUCCAGUCAAUCUCUCCUCAUCCCGGAGGAGAAGGCCCAAAUCCCCAGGCAAUUAAUCAGCUCCAGUUCAAAAGCAGCAAGUGCCACUCCUCCUAUUUUCACAGAGAAAGAAAAAGGCAACAUUUUCCCUUUCAACAGGAUAACUACCCAGCCUCGGAGAGGGUCCCUCAACUCUUCUUUGUCACUGUUGAACGAAUACAUCCCAAUGGCUAAAGAGCCUCAUUUGCAUGAGUGCUUGACAGAAAAUGGCCGACGUCUGACCAGCUGUGACUUGCCUAUUGUCCCGAGUUUAUCAUCUCCAAACAAGAAAAAAAAGGUCCGUUCCUUCAGCUUGGACAGCCCUGUGGAGAACAGGCUUUGUGCUGGCAAGAAAUUCCUUUCCAGAUUGCCCAAAGAUCUCCUGAUGAUCAAGAAAGAAGAUCUGAAGAAACCACCCCAGUUUUACCACAUGCCUAGUUUUCCGGAAUGCUCCAUUCAGUGCGGUCUCCAGUUGCCAUGUUGUCCUCUUCAGACUAUUAUUUAGCUUUUUAGAGCUUCUUUCCUCCACAGAAUGACAACCAACGUCAGAUUAUUUUUAUGCAAUGUAAUAACUUAUGGCCCAGAAAUAGCCUAAUUGCAGAUCUUAUUUUUUUAAAAAAGAACCUGUAUACCAGGGCUUUUCAACCUUUUCACCCAUUGUGCCACUUUUAGGAUAUGGGAACAUCC